Messenger RNA from Cajanus cajan (pigeon pea), 1757 nucleotides. RefSeq lists its product as uncharacterized. The record is from RefSeq and is a predicted model, not a curated record. NCBI's taxonomy places the organism in Eukaryota, Viridiplantae, Streptophyta, Magnoliopsida, Fabales, Fabaceae.
CACCUAAUCCAGAACGCUUUCAUUCAAAAGAAAACCAUAAUUAAAAGUUAAAACCUCUCUUCUCUUCUCUUCUUUCUUCUUUCUAUUUUCUUCCUCCACCGCCGGAGAAUGAACAAUCCGGCGAGUCUAACUUCCCCGUCCAUGAACAAUGCCCGUCUCUCCGAUCACCGUCGUCACGUCUUCCACGAAAACCCUCACACCCUUAGCCUAGAAGAAACCUACCCACCCCGCACAUAAUUUUUUCUUCUUCUUAUAACCUUUUAACACGCAAAAUCCGUGAGUUAUUAUUGAGCGUUUUAGGAAGUAGGAAGGAUGAAUGUGUGUUGACUAACGAAGCGUGAGUGAAAUUAGAAAAUAAAAAAUAUAAAAAAUUAGAAGCUCUGAGAAAACAGAAAAGCAACAGAGCAUGGCUCCGAUGAAGGUUCAACCAAUUGCAAUCGACAUCGAUUCAGAGAACGUGAAGGAGGCUGUGGUGGUUCGGAACGAGUCCGUGCUCAAGUCUCGCCUGAGAAGGUUGUUCGUCUUCGAACGCCAGUUGCCGAGAAACAACAACAAAGAUGCAGCUCCGGCAACGGAAUUCGAACCUAGCUCCGUGUGCUUAGCGAAAAUGGUGCAGAGUUUCAUGGAGGAACAACCACCGCCUCCUAAAUGCGGCCGCAACCGCUGUAAUUGCUUCAACGCUAAUAGCUCCGACGAGGACGAUUUCGACCUCUUCGGAGCACCGCCUCCACCGGAAUCCUCCACCACCGACGCCGCUGAAUCACUCAAGAGCUUGAUCCCGUGCGUGAGUGUCGGCGAGAGGAACCUGCUAGCUGACGUGGCGAGGAUCGUGGAGAGAAACGGCAAGUCGUACAAGCGGAAAGACGAUUUGAGGAAGGUCGUGGCAGAAGCGCUUUCCUCUUUAGGUUACGAUUCUUGCAUCUGCAAAUCUAAAUGGGAGAAAACCUCUUCGAGUCCCGCCGGUGAGUAUGAGUUCAUCGAUGCGGUUGUGGAAGGGGAUAGGUUGAUUGUGGAUGUGGACUUUCGAUCUGAGUUCGAGGUGGCGCGAUCCACCGGGACGUACAAAGCGAUUCUUCAAUCGCUGCCGUUCAUCUUCGUCGGGAGAUCGGAGAGGCUGGCGCAGAUCGUGUCGAUUGUAUCGGAGGCCGCCAAACAGAGCCUUAAGAAGAAAGGAAUGCACGUUCCGCCGUGGAGGAAGCGCGAUUACAUGCUUGCCAAGUGGCUCUCUCCGUCUAGCGUUAGGGAGAAGGAGAACAAGCAGCAAGUGCAACCCCCGUCCUCCUCCGUGCAACUCGCCGCCACGGUGUCCUCUCACCACGCGGCGUCCACGGAGAGCGAUUGCGGUGAGUUGGAGCUCAUUUUCGGCGAGGAAGAGGAGGAGCCGUCGCCGCUUCCGCCGACGGCGACUCCGGUUUGGCAACCUCCGGCGGUGAGGCCGAAGAGUGUUGAGAAAGGGACUAAGGUUGUGACCGGAUUGGCCUCUCUUCUCAAGGACAAACCAUAGAACACAAUUUUGUUAUUUUUCUUUAUUUCUGAAUUUAAAAAACUAAAAUAUAAAGAGAAAUAUUCGGAUGAGGCUCUCCUCUUUGUUUUUUUUUGUUUUUAUUAUUUCUUUAUUAAGUCUUUUUGUUUUCCCUUCUUUUGUCUGCAAGGGAAAAUUUGUAAGAAGUAACUUUUCUCUUUUUUUUUUUAAACCACUGUAAGUGUAAGAAGCUGGUAUUUCCUCUGUAAUAAAAUAAAAUAAAAUUAGCUGAAAA